GCAUUACGCCAUUUAAUUGUGAACUGUCCAAGGCGACGGACGCCGUUCGUGUCGUGAUCUGAGUGCAAUCAAAAAUGGGUUCUAACACCUGCUCACACGUUCUAAACGCGCUGUACGCGAUCCUGGGGCUGGCUCUCGCUUGCACAGCCCUGUGGUUCUUCGUGGAAGUGAAAGAGAUAACGAAUUUGCGAAACGUCAACCAUUACCUGUUGGACUACAAUCUCUAUUGGCCUCAAGUGAUACCGUGGCUGUUCAUUAUCGUCGGCGUCCUUGUUAUGUCGAUAUCAUGCUGCGGAUUCGUUGGAACCAGUAAGAGGAAGGUAGGAUUACUUCGUGUCCACAUCACCUUCAUUGGAAUAGCAAUUGUGGUGUCUCUAGCCGUUGCAGUGAUAGCUCUAGUAUUCGCCGACAGUAAGUCAUCAGAUAACUUCAUUAAAGAUACAAUUUGGGACGCAUACUUCCAAAUGAAAGAGAAUCACGACGUAGAGAGUGCGUUUGGGAGGAUCGAGAGGAGAUUGCAAUGCUGCGGUGCUGAAGGUCCACGUGAUUACGUCAACUGGAAAACAGAUUUCCCACAGUCAUGCUGCGAUGUAUAUUACCACGGCUGGUUGGAACCAUACUCGAUCAACUGCGAGAUAACGAACAAACUGGCGAAUGAACGACACGGAUGCUCAACAGUUGCGACGCAAUACGCCCGAAUUGUCAUCAAAGUACUGUCAGGUGUAACUGUAUUAAUAGCUUUAAUUAGUAUAAUAAACUUAGCUGUUACAAUUAAAACUCUUAAGUCUCUAAAUACACGACCUCGAGUGAUGCAAGCGCAACAUGAGUCUGAGAGCAAAAAAGUUUUAAUAUAAAGAUAGGUAUAGCGUUUGUGAAUUGUUUAAUCGGGCGUGUAAUAACGCCAUAAUGUUUUGUUGAUAAUGAGAAGGAUAUAAAGGUCAUAUUUGCAUGACAAGGUUUGAGUGACGUGCAAAUGCAUUGUUUGUGACAUCUGAUGUAUGAAGGUUGUAAAGGGCUACACCUGGGCGUGUAAUGGAGAAUUAUUUGCGUAAUACCAGUACAUUAAGAUGUUUAAAGUAAUUUCUGAUCACCAAUUUUUCUGUGAGAAGUACACUAAUUAAAAAAAAUGAGUAAAGAUUAAGUUACCUUUGGGUGCGGUUAUAUGAGUGGGUUUGUUCAGAGAUGAUUGUAUCAUUAAUCUGUCCAAUUGUAGACUAAGGACACACUCAUACGCAGCCCUGAUCUCCCUUACAAUUACUACCAUUGCUACCGUAAUAUUUGUGAACUAAAAUAGAAGUUUUCACUUUCUACUUAUAGAAAAGUGACUAACUUCACACUGUUUACGCAAUGUUUUUACGAACAAAGGGCUUAGGGCCUCACUCGACUGAUAUUUAUGCAGUGUUACGUAAUCUGUUUUGUCGGAUGUGAGAAAAUGAUUAGGAAAUACUAGUAGCAAUGUGUUUUUUGAAAGUCUAAAGCUUGUACUGAAUACAAAUAUAAGUUACGAAAGAGUCUUUAGCAUAUAGAAUUGAAUACGAAUAAGUUAUUAAGUGUAAGUGUAGGCUGUUUCCUGUGCCUCGGCAAAUAUUUAAAAAGUUUCUAAUUUAAAAAUCUGUUAGAUUUAUAAAAAAUUGUUAAUUAUAUAACAUCAUAUUGGCGGGAAAACAUUGUUUCGUCAAGUAAUAUCUAAUAAAUAAUCUAGCAUUUAUGUUUACAUUUAAUUUGCUGUGAGAAUGAGUUCAUUGUGAAAUAUUGAUUUAUUAAAAUUAAGUAGUAUAU
Messenger RNA from Achroia grisella, 1779 nucleotides. RefSeq names its product 23 kDa integral membrane protein-like. Gene Ontology annotation, cellular component: membrane. The transcript has a single exon. Bases 75 to 854 code for a protein of 259 amino acids. The record is from RefSeq and is a predicted model, not a curated record. NCBI's taxonomy places the organism in Eukaryota, Metazoa, Arthropoda, Insecta, Lepidoptera, Pyralidae.